Molecule: messenger RNA, 834 nt
Organism: Aspergillus pseudotamarii
Lineage: Eukaryota; Fungi; Ascomycota; Eurotiomycetes; Eurotiales; Aspergillaceae
Product: RTA1 domain-containing protein
Exons: 2
Coding region: 1-834 (277 amino acids)
Cellular component (GO): membrane
Source: RefSeq, a predicted model, not a curated record
AUGCCCGAACUCCAAACGUACAAAGGCUAUUAUCUUUGGCACUACAUCCCCUCGAGGGCCGCAGCGGUUAUUUUCCUCUUGCUCUUCUUGGCGGCGACGAUAUAUCAUACCUGGAAGAUAUGGAAACUAAAGACCUAUUUCUGCAUUUGCUUUGCCAUUGGGGGCUUCUUUGAGUUCAUAGGUUACUGUGCCCGAGCAUCGGCUUACGACAAGACCGGACGUAUGAUGCCCUUUUGUAUUCAGAAUGUCUUCAUACUACUCGGUCCCGCCCUCAUGGCUGCGACGAUAUACAUGGUUUUGGGACGGGUGAUUAUCGCGGUGAAGGGUGAAAGUCGUUCACUGAUACCCGUUCGCUGGUUAACCAAGGUCUUUGUCACCGGCGAUGUCUUGUCUUUUCUGAUCCAAGGCGGUGCUGCUGGCAUGAUGGUUUCCAGUGACCUCGCUAGCAUAGGAAACAAGCUUGUUAUCUUUGGUCUGGUUGUCCAAGUCGUUUUCCUUGGGUUCUUCAUUAUCAACAUCAUGAUCUUUCAGGCCCGAAUGCAUAGAAACCCCACGCUGGAGACCUCCUCUAAUGUUUUGCGAUGGAAGUGGCACCUCAAUACUCUGUACCUAAUCAGCCUGUUGAUCCUGGUUCGGUCUGUAUUCCGGGUUGUGGAGUACAUUAUGGGCAAUGACGGAUACCUGCUACAACAUGAGUGGCCCGUAUAUGUGUUCGACGCGACUCUCAUGUGGACAGUGAUGGUGGCAUUUGCAAUCAGGUUUCCCAGUGAUGUAUGCACACACUCGCACGUCCCUGAACGGUUCAAGCUGAACGAGACGGGGGGGAUAGCAUAG